Molecule: messenger RNA, 5074 nt
Organism: Dufourea novaeangliae
Lineage: Eukaryota; Metazoa; Arthropoda; Insecta; Hymenoptera; Halictidae
Gene: GABA-B-R3
Exons: 18
Coding region: 1-4971 (1656 amino acids)
Biological process (GO): G protein-coupled receptor signaling pathway; gamma-aminobutyric acid signaling pathway
Cellular component (GO): membrane; G protein-coupled receptor heterodimeric complex
Molecular function (GO): G protein-coupled GABA receptor activity
Source: RefSeq, a predicted model, not a curated record
AUGACGCGCGUCCGUUCGCGCCGCGAUCUCUCUCGUUUCCUCCUGCCAUUCUCAUCCUUCGAGACCUUCCAUCUUCCUUGCAACCUGAUCCUUCUUCUUCUCGGCCUCGUCUCCGUUCGCAGCGUCCUGCCGUGCAGUGAAAAGACGAGGCCCCAGAGUCAUGACCUCGCUGCGCUUCCUUGUCUAACCGACAUCGCGGAAAGAAAAUAUUCCCACUGGGAUCCCGGCGAUUCUCGAGAGUGGAUACAACAUGGUUCGAGCCAGGACCGAAUCCCCAGCUCGGUGGAUCGAUCCGACGGUAUCGAAGUCUACGACGCAGUCGAUCAACCGCCGCAAGUGGGAACAGAUUUACGAAAAUUCUUUAACCGAGCGACGAAGAAAUACGGCAAUUCGAACGGCGAUCGUGACGACUCGUUCCAUGACUCGCGAUUAGACGCGAUCGUGCCCGAAAUCCCGGCCGACUAUUACGGCGAGAUACGCAGACGGCACGAAAGGCGAAAGUUUCGUCGGGAGAGUAACGUAAAGAUCGGAAUCGAUGAGAUAUUAUCGAAUGCCGGUAAUGCGAGUUAUUCCGGUAAGAAAUAUAUCCAGUACAGGGCAAAACGAAACUUUAAGAGGAAAGGUAAAUCGGACAGACAAACAGCCUCGAAUUUCCUCAGACCGGAAGGAUCGCUUUCCGAUUGCGAAGCGUGCAACGGUGAAGUCUUCGAGAAGGACCACGCGAGAUCCAUCAGAAGAAAUAGGUCCGACAAAGUUACGGAUCAUACCGAAACGAGUGAAAACAAUAGGACCGAGAAUCCAAUUUAUUCGACGGAGAUAAAUGACAAUCUGUCAGCGGCUACGAACGAGAGCAACGAGGAACCGUUCAUCGGUUUCGAAGGCUCUCAGAAAUUCCCCAUAAAAGUCACGUACAAGCCACCCGUGGCACAUCAGGUAGAAAAGUUCGACAGAAGACACUUCGGUCCGCCGAAAAUGGACAUUCCGGAAACCACCGACUCUAUGUACCCGUCAACAAUGUCCCCGGAUCUACCCAAGAGUCCUGGACGGGAUUUUCUUCAUCGUCAUCGGAAGGUCGACGAGAUCACGGAAGAGGAACGAAGACAGGAAACGAUCGACGCGAGCGAAAAUGUAAACGACACCACGGACGACAGUCUCUGGUUACCCGGUGCGUCCUCCGGUCGACGUUCUUCAAACAUAGCCAGCGGUAAGUCCCCUCCGGACGAAAAGCGCGAUACAACGUUCUCGACGUCAUUUCCAACGGUGACGUCGACGAGUGCGGACGAAAAGGUCUCGAAGAAUGGAUCGCGCGUCAAACAAGAGGAGGUGGAGGUGGACGAGGAGCAAAGUGUUACAGUGUCGAACGUGAAAUCGAUCGAGAAGAUAAACGUAACAAUUCUGGGCUUGUUCGAGAUGACCCACGGCUUAGAACCGAGACCCGAAGGACCCAGCGAACUGCAAGCGGCCAGAUUGGCCGUCGAACGCGUCAACGAGAUGAAUGUCCUGUCCAAAUUCCGACUACGCCUUAUUCACAACGACACCAAGUGCGAUCCCGGUGUAGCGGUUGAUCGAUUCUUCCACGCUCUCUACUCGGCGAAGAAGAAUGACCUGAUACCGCUGCUGCUGGGCACCGCCUGCUCCGAGGUCACGGAAACCUUGGCUAAAAUCGUGCCCUACUGGAACGUGAUUCAAGUCUCCUUCGGAUCUACCGCACCUGCUCUCUCGGAUUCCACGGAAUUUCCACUGUUCCUACGAACCGUUGCGCCGGAUUCGAGUCACAAUUCAGCCAGGAUAGCUCUCAUCAAGCAUUUCGGAUGGGACACUGUCACCGCGCUCUCGCAAACAGGCGACAUGUACUCUCUGGCCGUGAACGAUCUGGUGACGGAACUGGAGCAGGCGAAUAUCACGUGCACAGCGACCAUCACGUUCGCGGAGAACGAUUACAAGGAACAGCUGCGGACUUUAAAAGAGCUGGACACGAGAAUCAUCAUAGGGAGUUUUUCACCGCGACUGGCGCCACACGUUUUCUGCGAGGCUUGGAAGCUGGGCAUGCACGGGGGCGACUAUGCGUGGAUCUUGCCAGGUGACACGAUCGAUCUGUCGGGAAUGGCGGGCAAUUGGUGGCACUCGGGGCCAGAGGAAUGCACGCCCUCGCAACUAUCGCAAACUCUGGAUGGAUUGAUCAUCGUCAAGAGUCACGGUUCCGCUUUAGGGGACGAGAUUAGUUCGUCGGGCCUGACGAGCAGCAAAUUCACGACGGAAUUGGCAAAAAGAGGCGUGACGCAUACGAAAUUCGCCGCACAAACGUACGACGCAGUCUGGGCCAUGGCGCUCGCCCUCGAGAGAACCGAGAUUCUUUUAAACAGAGAGAACACAUCCGUCGCCCAAUACACGCAUACGAGAAAGGACAUCGCAUCGCGACUGCUGGACCAGCUUAAACUUCUACGUUUUGUCGGAGUUUCGGGGCCGGUGUCGUUCGAUGGCGCGGAUCGAGUUGGUAUUACAGCGUUCUACCAGAUGCACGGCCACGUUAUCAGACGGAUAGCGAUUUUCAGCCCGGAAGGUGAAAAGCUGAUAAUGAAUUGUCCAGGAUGUGCAACGACCAGAUGGCCCGGGGGACAUCCACCUGCGGCUCGAAGGGUUUUCCGGUUACGAGUGGUGACCGUAGCACCUGCGGCUUUCCUUGCGGUUACUUGUAUCGCUAGUGUCGGUGUCACUUUGGCGCUCGCGUUUUUGGCGUUCAAUCUGCACUUUCGCAGGCACAAGAGUAUAAAACUUUCGAGCCCUAGGCUGAAUAACAUGGCUGCUGUCGGAUGCGGUCUCGUCUAUGGUGCGGUCAUCCUUCUGGGUUUGGAUCACGCCACUCUCCCGGACAGCGAUGAUUAUUAUCCGGCAGUGUGCACAGCGAGAGUGUACCUGUUGUCUGCCGGGUUCUCUUUGGCUUUCGGAUCAAUGUUCACCAAGACCUAUCGCGUGCAUCGGAUUUUCACGCGAAGCAGAAGCGGCGUCGUCAAGAACAAGCUGCUUCAGGAUACCCAACUGAUAAGCUUAAUAUGCGUCCUUCUACUGAUAGAUGGUCUUGUAGUGACCCUGUGGGUCACUUUCGAUCCCAUGCAGCGUCAUCUGCGCAACUUAACCCUGGAGAUUAACCCGCAGGAUCGGGGUGUCGUCUAUCAACCCCAGGUGGAGGUAUGUCGUUCGCAACACACGAACAGUUGGUUGGGCGCGCUUUACGUCUACAAGGGCCUGCUGUUGAUCGUCGGUGUCUACAUGGCCUGGGAGACAAGGCACGUAAAGAUACCGGCGCUGAACGAUUCGCAGUACAUUGGCAUGAGCGUCUAUUUCGUCGUGAUCACAUCGGGUAUCGUGGUGGUGUUGGCUAAUUUGAUGUCCGAUCGCGCGACCUUGGCCUUCGUCACGAUAACCGCCCUCAUUUUGGCCUCGACGACCGCGACGUUGGCGUUGCUGUUUCUCCCCCAGCUGGCAAAUAUUCUAGGAGGCGAGAGGGCUGAUCCUGUGGUGCAAAGUCUCGGCUUGAAAAUCGAAUGCAAUACAAGGAGAUUCAUGACCGACGAUAGAAACGAGCUCCAGUACCGCGUGGAAGUGCAGAAUCGCGUGUACCGUCGUGAAAUGGCACAGCUGGAGCUUGAAUUGGCCAGAUUGGAGAAACAAUUGGCACAGGAACCCGUCGGACCAUCGCAUGCUUCGUCGAGCGCAUCGAUUCCACAACGCAACCCUAGCAUCGGGGGUGGUCUACCUUUGUUAUUGCUCAGUGUCCUCCCGCCGGUCAUCCCUAGGGCUAGUUGGCCAUCCGCCGAUCCAUCCGGGAUGCGUCGGGGUACCGUAGCGUUUAGCAGUCAACCGGACUUGGAGCCGAACGGUCCCAGGAGGAGUCUCGCGGAUAUUUACAAGCUUCAUCGACGCCGAGAGACGGAAGGGCCGAACCGUUUGGGUGUUUUUCAACGGCUCUUCAGCCUUUUCGGCAGUCGUCCGACGAGUCGAAAAACAUCGACCGCGUCGUUCACUGGAGUAGCGUCAGCACUGCGGGUACACAUGGGCUACAUCGCUGGUCUGGUGCCAGGCACGAAAGCUGCAUCUACCUGUCAGGUUAAUGCCCAAGGGGCCCGUCCGCCUCAUCCCCGAUGUGGCUCAGGACCAAUAAUUAGUAUUACUAGCGAAGAAGAUCGCAGAUUAAGCCUCGGGCUGCGUCGUAAAGAGAGCAGCGAGCCCAGAGUCAAUUUUAGCCUACCACCCAAAGCGAGCACCAGCCAGUCAUCCUCGCGGGAAAAGAUCCGUGGAUCGCCCCGGUUUCCGCAUCGAAUAGUCCCGGCGAACAGCCUGAACGCCAUCGCGUCGGGAUCAUCGAUCGCGAAAUCGCAACGAUGGCAUUCGAUGGAAGACGCGAGAAAAACGAAAGCCGCUCAAGUCCCUCGCGGCUCGUCGUGCACUCCUAGCUACGACGUAUGGGCCACUCGUGAACUUGGAAUUCCAUUAAGCGAACUGGGAAACGGUUCUCGAGGCAAAAAGCCUCCGGAAUCAUUAGCCCUGCCCAUUGCCGCGGAGUCUACGGCGAUUCCCGAUGACGCGAGUCUCGGUAACGAUUCGAAGAAGCUCUUUAAAGGAUACGAUAUCCUUGGGACUGACGAUCCUACCGUAACAGAUCCGAGAUUCGCUGGACAAGCAUCUUUCUCUUCUACUUCCCCUUCCCCGUCGUCGCCGUCUAACGCUAGGGUAUCCGAAGGCAUGAACAUCGUCGUGUUGUCGUCUCCCAAAACUGAAUCCCAUUCCGAGUCCGUAACUGAUGUAGCCCAACUAGAUACAAGUACAAACUUUGUUCGGGAGCCGGACCGUUCUCGACUUCCGAGCCCGAGACCAUCGAGCCCUAUUGUUCUCGUGACAAAUUCGGACGGCCUGGAACAGCCGGAUAAUUGUGUGAACGCGUCAAGCAAAGAUGAGGGAUCAACUGCCGUGUAAACUGAAAUUUCAAAAUGUAUAUUCCGUUCGUUGGGAUAUUUUUCUUCCUUUGCUAGUUGACUCAUCUGGCCCCUACUCGUAGUAAAAGGAAAGAACGAUAUGU